AGCUAAUAAGAGAGAUAGAAGGGAAGAGAGUCACCUCCCAAAAUCCCCCCAUUGAAAAAAUAAAAAUAACACAAAAAACUCUCAACUAUUUGUUCAUAUAUUCAUCCACUCUCUUUCCCCAUAGACAAAAACCAAAAUUCCCAUUCCCUUUUAUCUCUAUAAAUCCUUUGAGGAAUAUCCCAUCCCACUCUCUCUGCCUUUUGAUCAAAACCCCACUUCUCUGCUCUUUCAUUUGAUCCAUUUUUUUCUGUUUUUGUCUUAAGAAAAAACGUCAAAUUCUCUGCAAAUUUGUUGACGGAUGCAGAUGAUGGGUUUUCAGGAAUCGUGGGUUGCUCCGAUAUGUAAUUCUUCGUUUCCUAGUUGUUGGGUCUCGAUCUCUGGGUCGAUCAUAAUGUAGAAUUGACAAAGCUUGUUGAGCAUGUGAUUGUGUUCUGUUUCUGCUGGAUUCUGUCUCUUUGAUUACUUUUGAUGUUUGAUCAAGUUUUUGUAAAUGGUUUUUUGAUUCCUCCGAUGAUUUUCUGAUCUGGGUUUGUCAAAAGUUUUGAUUUUACAGGACAAUUAUCUGUAAACCCCUGUUAUUUGUAUAAAAAUAUGGAGGUUGGUUUUGCUUGCUUGGGUUAUUUUGAUCGGGUUAAUCUGACCCGAAUCAGUAAAAACGAGUUUACAUGGAUUAAAUUUUGUAUUUUGAUGUCAAAACUCUUUCCUUUUUUUGGUUGUCUUUUGCCGGUGGGAAUAUCCAUUUGUGGAAGACUAGUAUUCUUCUCCUCAAAGUUUCCAUCUUUUGGUGUUCCUCAAGUGUGCUCUACUAUUUUGAGGUUUGGGGUUUCUUUGUUGACCCCCUUGAUUCGGAAAGUCGGAAAAUUUUCAGUUUCUGGUCUGAUCGAACUGUGAUCAAAUGAUCGGGCUGUGAAUUUCUCUGGUUUGUCGAAUUUUGCAGAUGUUUGAUGUUAUGACAUGUUGAUAGGACAUAACUUGUUGCAUUAUUUGUUCUUGCACUUGCUGUCAUGCUUUAUAGGUAUGUUUUUUUUUAUUUGUAGGUUUUGAGACUUGAAGUUGUUGAUCAAUAACAUAAUUAUCGAGGUAGAUACCGCGGCGUAGAUUAUCUGCAAUUUAGAACUCCUUUGCAAAGCUUGGCCACUGUGAACUUUGGCAGUGCCAAAUGGAUGCCACUGCGAGCGGAACCCCAACUAUACAAUACCAUAACAUUCCUGACCAGCCAAUUACCACUAUUGUUGCCACUCCUGUACCAACAUUUGAAAGGCGGCAACGCCAUUGCUCCGGGACCUCCACCCCCGGAGAGUUCCCUUUAGCUGCAAACCCCUCCAUUGUCCUCCAUGUCCUUACUGCCUGCAAUUUGGAUCCUCAAGACCUUGCAAAGUUAGAGGCAACAUGUUCCUUUUUUAGGCAUCCUGCGCACUUUGCUCCUGACUUUGAAUUGUCCAUAUCCGAGCUAGCUGCUCUGGACAUGUGCCGAAAAAGAGCUAUAUUUAAGCCAAUGACAGCCGAACAGCGUCAAGAAUUGAAGCAAAGAUGUGGGGGUUCAUGGAAACUUGUCCUGAGGUUUUUGUUGGCUGGAGAGGCAUGUUUCCGAAGGGAGAAAUCACAGGCAAUAGCAGGGCCCGGUCACAGCAUUGCUGUGACUUCGAAAGGAACUGUCUACUCAUUUGGCUCAAACAGCUCAGGACAGCUCGGACAUGGCACAACUGAAGAGGAAUGCCGGCCUAGGCCAAUCAGAUCUCUGCAAGGCAUUCGAAUUAUUCACGCAACUACUGGGGCUGGCAGGACAAUGCUGAUCAGUGACGCUGGGAAAGUUUAUGCCUUUGGAAAGGACUCUUUUGGCGAAACUGAGUACGGGGUUCAAGGAUCAAAUCUUGUUACCACUCCACAGUUGGUUGAGUCUUUGAAAGACAUAUUUGUGGUACAAGCUGCAAUUGCAAAUUUCUUCACGGCUGUGUUGUCACGAGAGGGCAGGGUGUAUACAUUUUCUUGGGGCAGCGAUGGCAAACUUGGUCACCAAACUGAGCCAACUGAUGUUGAGCCCCAUCCUUUAUUGGGGGCACUUGAGAAUGUACCUGUGGUGCAAAUUGCAGCUGGAUACUGCUACCUUCUUGCUCUGGCUUGUCAACCUAAUGGCAUGUCAGUUUACUCUGUUGGCUGUGGCUUGGGUGGGAAGCUUGGACACGGUUCAAGAACUGAUGAGAAGCACCCCCGACUUAUUGAACAAUUUCAGGUUUUGAACCUUCAGCCGAUGGUGGUUGCUGCCGGAGCUUGGCAUGCCGCUGUGGUGGGGCAGGAUGGACGUGUCUGCACCUGGGGUUGGGGUCGUUAUGGCUGCUUGGGUCACGGGAAUGAAGAAUGUGAAUCAGUUCCCAAGGUUGUGGAAGCAUUGAGCCAGGUGAAAGCGGUGCACGUUGCUACAGGGGAUUACACAACCUUUGUGGUUUCGGAUGUCGGUGAUGUGUACUCAUUUGGUUGUGGAGAAUCAGCUAGUCUUGGACAUAGUACUGCUGCCGAUGGACAGGGAAAUAGGCAUGCAAAUGUGUUGGCACCAGAGCUAGUGACAUCGCUGAAGCAAGUGAAUGAGCGGGUUGUACAGAUCAGUCUCACCAAUUCCAUAUACUGGAACGCCCACACUUUCGCACUAACCGAAUCAGGGAAGCUAUACGCAUUUGGGGCCGGAGACAAAGGGCAACUAGGCAUUGAACUUGUUGCCAACCAGACCGAAAGGGGAAAGCCAGAGCUGGUCGAUAUUGAUCUCAGAUAGAGUUCAUCAAUAUCGUCGGCAUUCCUGGCCACACCAUAAUGCUCUAUCCUCUAAUUUAUCAUCAUAACUCAUUGCAUUUGAUGUUUGCAUUCCCAUGUCUAUUGUGUACAUAGAAACAAAAAAUUGUGAAGUUUAAAGGUUAUUAGGUUAAUAGGGGCCUAAACCAGAUUGCUAAAUGGUUGUUUAUAUCUGAAAAUUUGGCUUGCUCUUAGGCUUCAGCUAGUUGUUGAUAGCAGAUGAUACAUUUGUCAAGGUUUAUUUCAUGACUUAUUUUAUCUCAAGAUUAAAUUUAUAAUUUA
This is a messenger RNA of Pyrus x bretschneideri (Chinese white pear), 3063 nucleotides long. RefSeq names its product ultraviolet-B receptor UVR8-like. The transcript is spliced from 6 exons. Bases 1160 to 2764 code for a protein of 534 amino acids. The record is from RefSeq and is a predicted model, not a curated record. NCBI's taxonomy places the organism in Eukaryota, Viridiplantae, Streptophyta, Magnoliopsida, Rosales, Rosaceae.